AAGACAACGGCCGUCAGGGAAUUCAAUGUAGGUGUGAAGUGUCCGCUCAGGCAUAUCUCCAUGAUUCUUUUGUUUUAUAACAUACAUUGUACACUCGUUUUUAUCGAGGUUCAAUUUCAUUUAAGAACUAACACAAUUUCAAUUUAAAAGCUUUCUACGGAUCCUCCUCGCAUUUAUUAAAAGGACGAGUCUUUAAACUUUCACAAUUCAUCAUGCAAUUAAUAUCUUUAAGAAAUGUAACCUAGCAAUAAAACAAUUAAGGUAAACUGUCAAUAUACCGACACAUGUUUUGUUCUAUGAAAUAACACUUAAGUAAAAUCAGUGUUGGUUUUUAGAGUUGUAAACAAUUUAUAUCUUCCUUAACGUUGUGUUGUACUGCAAUCAUGGAGAAUCAGGACUAUCUCAAUAAGGAUUGCCUGAGCUCGAUUAAAUGAAUAAUCGGAAAAGCCUGAAGGCAGUGUUUAAUGGAACAUCAACAAUGAGUGCUCGGUAACUUUUAUGAUAAAAUACUUUUGAUCGCAAAUCUUUGUCCACACUAUCUAAACCUUUUUUUCUUUGCAUUUAAGACAUUGAUGAGUGUAGAUCUGGUACAGCGAGAUGUAAUCACAACUGUACCAACACAGAAGGUUCAUUCAGGUGCUCCUGUAGAAGCGGUUAUACUAUAGUGAGUGACGGCAGAACAUGUUCUGACAUUGAUGAGUGUAGAUCUGGUACAGCGAGAUGUAACCACACAUGUACCAACACACAAGGUUCAUUCAGGUGUUCCUGUAGUAGCGGCUAUACUUUGGCGAGUGACCGCAGAACAUGUUCUGACAUUGAUGAGUGUAGAUCUGGUACAGCGAGAUGUAAUCACAACUGUACCAACACAGAAGGUUCAUUCAGGUGCUCCUGUAGAAGCGGUUAUACUUUAGUGAGUGACGGCAGAACAUGUUCUGGUAUGUUCUCAUGAAAUAAAAGUAUGAACACAGUUCAUUAGUAUAUAGGUUUGUUCAUGAAACAAUGGAAGAUAAUCAAAUUAACGACGUUAUCAGAAAGACAACGGCCGUCAGGGAAUUCAAUGUAGGUUGGAAGUGUCCGCUCAGGUAUAUCUUCAUGAUUCAUUUGUUUUAUAACAUACAUUGUACACUCGUUUUUAUCGAGGUUCAAUUUCAUUUAAGAACUAACACAAUUUCAAUUUAAAAGCUUUCUACGGAUCCUCCUCGCAUUUAUUAAAAGGACGAGUCUUUAAACUUUCACAAUUCAUCAUGCAAUUAAUAUCUUUAAGAAAUGUAACCUAGCAAUAAAACAAUUAAGGUAAACUGUCAAUAUACCGACACAUGUUUUGUUCUUUGAAAUAACACUUAAGUAAAAUCAGUGUUGGUUUUUAGAGUUGUAAACAAUUUAUAUCUUCCUUAACGUUGUGUUGUACUGCAAUCAUGGAGAAUCAGGACUAUCUCAAUAAGGAUUGCCUGAGCUCGAUUAAAUGAAUAAUCGGAAAAGCCUGAAGGCAGUGUUUAAUGGAACAUCAACAAUGAGUGCUCGGUAACUUUUAUGAUAAAAUACUUUUGAUCGCAAAUCUUUGUCCACAUUAUCUAAACCUUUUUUUUCUUUGCAUUUAAGACAUUGAUGAGUGUAGAUCUGGUACAGCGAGAUGUAAUCACAACUGUACCAACACAGAAGGUUCAUUCAGGUGCUCCUGUAGAAGCGGUUAUACUUUAGUGAGUGACGGCAGAACAUGUUCUGACAUUGAUGAGUGUAGAUCUGGUACAGCGAGAUGUAAUCACAACUGUACCAACACAGAAGGUUCAUUCAGGUGCUCCUGUAAAAGCGGCUAUUCCUUAACGAGCGACGGCAGAACAUGUUACGAUGAUGAUGAAUGCAAUGACAAAACCCACUUGUGUGACCAUAAUUGUUCAAACGCGGAAGGGGCGUAUAGCUGCUCAUGUAGAACAGGAUACUUUUUGGACACUAAUAAUCGCACUUGUUCAGAUAUAAACGAGUGUAGUUCCGGCACAUCGAGAUGCAACCACACAUGUACCAACACACAGGGCUCAUUCACAUGUUCCUGUAGAAGCGGCUAUACUUUAGCGAUUGACGGCACAACAUGUUCGGAUAAUGACGAGUGCGAUUCUGGAACAGCGAGAUGUGACCACACAUGCACCAACACACAUGGAUCAUUUAGUUGUUCCUGUAGUAGCGGCUAUACCUUAGCAAAUGACGGCACAACAUGUUCUGAUGCUGACGAAUGUAUUGUGAAAAAUGGUGGCUGUCAGCAUGCAUGUGUUAAUACAGUCGGCAGUUUCAAGUGCGAAUGUUAUGACGAAUACUACAGUCAAACAGACAUGCAGAGCUGCAAAGAGUGCCCAUCGAUCAACCAAUGUAAACUGAGGAAUUGCACAAAAUCAACUGACGUCUACUGCAAACAGUGCAACGAUUUGUUCUUCAAACUAUACAACAGUAACAAGGAGUGUCAGCGCAUGUGCGCAUGGAAUAACCACUACUGCUGGCCGGGAACCUGUGGUUCGGAUGGUUUGACUAUGCACUGCGUAUGUAGCGAAGGAUUUAGAAAGGUUUCUGUUAACGGAGAGGAGAUGGACUCUGGGGAAACAACUUGUCAACCAAACGAGCCACCACGAAUACGCAAAUGCGACGCAGUGGUCAUUGGUCCAAAUGGAGAAUAUAAAACGACAAGAGACCUGACAGAUCCAUCAGAAUGCAAGGAAUUGCGGAACAUAUAUGGACACUUUCAGCCAACUAUGCUGCAGUUCGAUUAUAUUGCGGAAUAUACAAUGUACAUUUUUAAGUAUAUGAAGCCUGCCUUCAUUGCUGAAUUCAACUUUGGAAUAACGGAUACAACAAUAUACAUCAACAAGCAGUCUGUUUCAGGGGCAAACAACACUUUUACAACAUACCAACAGUUCCAAGACAUUAACUCUAGUCAGUCCGUCAAAAUAUCACAACAUGAUGUAGACAAUCUCAUGCUAACUGAAGACAAGUAUACACUAGAGAAUGGACAAGCAGUCUGUUUAGUAUACGAGGCGAGAGCAGGCGGAUAUAUCAAAGCAAGACAAACCGGCCUAAGUGGUACUUUACUCGGCGCCGUGCCUUAUGAGAAAGUAAUACAACAAAGUAAUGUUUGCUAUCGGUAUGAUACUCAACCACCAGAACAUUGUUCAGAACUUUCAUCAUGUGAUUACGAGCCGUUGGUGCUUGAAAAAAGAAUAACUAGGUCAACAGCUCACCGUGUUGAGUUCAGCGGCUGGCAUGAUCCUAUUCCUGCUGGGGGACUCGCAAGCACGGCGUCAUCUAUCGAGAGCUUUGAAAUCCGUGUUAACGAAGUGAUUCCUUUAAAUGAGUCUUUAAAAGUAGAUUACACAAGAAAUAUUCAAAAUAUAAGAGUCAACAGCACGACAAAAACACUCGAUUUAAAUCUUGAUUCACAAGUUCCGAAGCUAUAUUGCUUGACGCUUGAGGUGAAAGAUUUUGCGGACAAUUCACGACACUGUCGACGCUUCGUCCUGUAUGAUAAUUCCUCGUCUAUUCGAACAAGAAAUAAAAAUGACUUAAAGUUCUCAUCUGCGUCACCUGAAACCAAUUCUACAUGGCAAUCAAAUGGCAAAGAAGUUUGUCUAAACUGGACAGACUAUUUCUAUAACGAUUUCUACAUAGAUAAUCCACUUUUGAACGCUAUCGACCCCGAUCCUUCCGGUCUUAUAACAGGUUCUUGCGAGCAACUUGCCGGCGAUUUACCAGUAACAGGCACUAUGAAUGUGUACGGAAUUACAAACGUCAAGGUCAAGUGGAGUUUAAACAAUGAAAACAUGUCCACCGAAAUAACUGUGGCCGAUAUAGGGAACCAAUCAUAUUGUUCAUCUCUAGACAUUCAAGAUGGGGACAUUUAUAAAUGGUAUGUUACCGUAACUGACAUAGCUGGGAAUGCAUACAACGACGCUCGGGAGUUGAAAGUCGACACAUCUGCCCCAUAUCUAGGAGAUAUUAGAAUGAGGAAGCAACGGAAUGGAAAUACGCUUGUUCACUAUAUUGCAGAUUUGUCAACUAUUAUUUUAGAGUUUACUGCCCUCGACAACCACAGCGGAAUUUCAAAUUUACUUUUAGCAUUCAGUAGUUACAAAACGAAAACAGUGUUGUUUUCUUAUAUGAUUGACGUUCAACAGGUAUCAUCUGAAACGUGCCGUCGGGAUGCAAAAGAGAGUUGCUACUGUCCCGAUAUUAGAAACUGUGAGAUUUAUAAGUACAGUAUAGUUAUGCUUGAGUAUGAAAUCCAUUUCAAAGACAUUGUUAUACACAACAACGAGACAUACACCUUUAGUGUCACCGUCAUAAAUAACGCUGGUCUGGCAACCGUGAAAUAUAUCAAUGUUCUUGUGGACAAAACACCACCAGAAGUUGGCAAGGCUUAUAAGGAAUAUCGUGAACGAAAUGAUACAAAUGGAAAACUGGACGUUUAUUGGCAGGGUUUCAAUGACGAAGAAAGUGGAUUAGGACAAUACCGUCUAGGUGUUGCUACAAGAUGCUUGUCAAAGGAGGAAUUGUAUGAUAUGUCGCUUGCAAACGGUUCUACCGUUUAUAUAGACGUUCCGUCUAACGAAACUUCAGCAGAGAUAUUUGACACAUUCAAUUGUACGUCAUACGUUAGUAUAAUUGCAAUAAACAACGCCGAUGAACCCUCGUCAGUGGUUUGUAUUGAUGGAAUUGCUAAACCGGACAGAGACGAGUGUACAGAUAAGACACCACCUGAUGUUGGCAAGGUUUAUAAAGAACAACAUGAAAGCAAUGGUACACAUGGGAUACAAACAUUUGUUGCCGUUUACUGGCAGGAUUUCAACGACAAAGAAAGUGGAUUAAGACAAUACCGUCUAGGUGUUGCCACCAGAUGCUUCACAAAGGAGGAAUUGUAUGAUAGGUCGCUUGCAAACGGUUCUACCAUUUAUAUUGACGUUCCAUCUAACGAAACUUCAGCAGAGAUAUUUGACACAUUCAAUUGUACGUCAUACGUUAGUAUAAUUGCAAUAAACAACAUCGAUGAACCCUCGUCAGUGGUUUGUAUUGAAGGAAUUGCUAAACCGGACAGAGACGAGUGUACAGACAAGACACCACCGGAUGUUGGCAAUGUUCAUAAAGAACAGCAUGAAAGAAAUGGUACACAUGGAAUACAAACCUACGUUGCCGUUUACUGGCAGGGUUUCAAUGACGAAGAAAGUGGAUUAGGACAAUACCGUCUAGGUGUUGCCACCAGAUGCUUGACAAAGGAGGAAUUGUAUGAUAGGUCGCUUGCAAACGAUUCUACCGUUUAUACAGACGUUCCAUCUAACGAAACUUCAGCAGAGAUAUUUGACACAUUCAAUUGUACGUCAUACGUUAGUAUAAUUGCAAUAAACAACGUCGAUGAACCCUCGUCAGUGGUUUGUAUUGAAGGAAUUGGCAAACCGUACAGAACCGAGUGUACAGAGAAGACACCACCAGAUGUUGGCAAGGUUUAUAAAGAACAGCAUGAAAGAAAUGAGACGACAAAUCCUACCAAUAUGGGUUUGACAGUUUCUCUGUCUAUAUCCGGAACAAUAGUUGUUCUUUGCGUGGUGGUCGUUGUGUUUCUUGCAAUAAGGAGAUAUCACUCAAAGGCUGGGACAAGGCUGGAGAAUCGCGUAUCCUACAAGACAGGAGCUGUUUCAUUCGAAAGGCUUGGGGAGACGAAAGAUUCGACCUUCGAGAACCCUGAGAGCCAAUAUAAUUCUUCAUCGGGAGUCGCUGGCGAUCAGGCAGCAUUAACAGUAAACGCCAUGGAGAAUCCCAUAUACAACACGCAGUUAAUGUCAGAUAUCACACAACUUUAACUUUAAGGCAGCAAAGCUACAUCUACAAAUUAACUUAAUUAAAGUUUUUAAGAGCCUGAAAUACGUACAUAAAAUUAAAGUAUGACAUUUUAUAGUGUUCUUAGCCUAAAUAAUAUGUUCGCGUCAUUCUAAUAAAUGUGAGCAUUAUAUUAUUUCCGUCUCACAUAUAUGUUAUAUUAUUUGUUUUCAUUCAGCUUAGCAGAACCGGAAUGCAAAAAACGCUUAUAUUAAUGUAUAAGUGUAUUGUUUAAUUACAAAAGGCUAUGCAUAUCAUCACCUACAUUUCCCAUUGAUACAAACAAAGAGAAUUAAUACUGCUUAGUGUUAUUGAACUCAAAUGUAAUGAUUUAAUGACAUAAUGCUUCGAAAGGGAUAUUUCACGUAUGUUAUACAAUUAAUGACCAAAACGUAAGUUUAAUGAUUUGUAUUAAAGCCUUUAUAUCCAAUAUUUUUUUUCAGGAAAUGUAGCCAUGUGUAUUAUUAUGCUUUCAAAUUAAGAAAUGUGUUCUAUUACGAUUAUGAAUAGACUAAAAUAUGCACACCUACAAAGUAAACUGUUGAACGCACUGUCCUCUUGCUAUCGCAUACUUUUAAAUAGAUAUAUUUAUCUAUAUUUACAAAUAUUUUAAUUUUGUAAUUCGCCAAUGAUUUCUCCCUUUUUUAAUAGAUUGUGAUUUUUGUUUUGAUUUCUUGUUCACAUGUGAAUGUAUACAUUUUGAUAUAUGUACACUCAUGGACAUGAUGUAUGUAUGUUUUGUUAAUUAUCUGUCUAAACUCUCUAUUUCGGUAUUGACAACGGUACAAAUAAAACGGAUACAAUAUAUACUCGUUCUAAUAAAUGCAAAA
Messenger RNA from Mya arenaria, 6677 nucleotides. RefSeq lists its product as uncharacterized. The record is from RefSeq and is a predicted model, not a curated record. Bases 2322 to 5831 code for a protein of 1169 amino acids. NCBI's taxonomy places the organism in Eukaryota, Metazoa, Mollusca, Bivalvia, Myida, Myidae. The transcript is spliced from 22 exons.